CCCGGGCCCCCCGGCCCAGCCCAGAACAAUCGACCAUGACCACCGAAUCAGGAUCAGACUCGGAAUCCAAGCCGGAGCAGGAGGCCGAACCCCAGGAGGCGGCGGGGGGCCAGGGGGUGCAGCCGGGGGCGCAGCCGGGCCCCGAGCCGGCCGAGGAGCAGCCCCAGGCGCCGGAGCAGUUCGAGGAGGCCGCAGCGCACAGCACGCCUGUGAGGAAGGAGGUCACUGACAAGGACCAGGAGUUUGCUACCGGACCUGCCAAGCAGCUCGAAUAUCAGCAAUUUGAAGACGAUAAACUUUCUCAGAAAUCAUCUAGCAGCAAACUAUCUCGAUCUCCAUUGAAGAUUGUCAAAAAGCCUAAAAGCAUGCAGUGCAAAGUGAUACUUCUGGAUGGAUCAGAAUAUACCUGUGAUGUAGAGAAACGCUCCAGAGGCCAAGUGCUGUUUGAUAAAGUCUGUGAACAUCUGAAUUUGCUAGAAAAAGACUAUUUUGGGCUUACAUAUCGAGAUGCUGAAAACCAGAAGAACUGGUUGGAUCCUGCUAAGGAAAUUAAAAAACAGAUUCGAAGUGGUGCUUGGCACUUUUCGUUUAAUGUGAAAUUUUACCCACCAGACCCUGCCCAGCUCUCUGAGGAUAUCACCAGGUACUACCUCUGCUUGCAGCUCCGUGACGACAUCGUGUCUGGCAGGCUGCCCUGCUCCUUUGUCACGCUGGCCCUGCUGGGCUCCUACACCGUCCAGUCGGAACUGGGCGACUACGACCCGGACGAGUGUGGCAGCGACUACAUCAGCGAGUUCCGCUUCGCCCCAAACCACACGAAAGAACUGGAAGACAAGGUCAUCGAGCUGCACAAGAGCCACAGAGGAAUGACGCCAGCAGAAGCAGAGAUGCAUUUUUUGGAAAACGCCAAAAAACUCUCCAUGUAUGGGGUCGAUUUACACCAUGCCAAGGAUUCUGAAGGAGUCGACAUCAUGUUAGGCGUGUGUGCAAGUGGUUUGUUGAUAUAUCGUGACCGACUUCGCAUCAACAGAUUUGCCUGGCCAAAGGUUCUAAAAAUUUCAUACAAACGGAACAACUUUUACAUUAAGAUCCGGCCAGGAGAGUUUGAACAAUUUGAAAGUACCAUCGGGUUUAAGCUGCCAAACCAUCGAGCCGCCAAGCGUUUAUGGAAAGUAUGUGUAGAACACCAUACAUUUUUCAGACUGUUGUUACCAGAAGCGCCUCCAAAGAAGUUCCUCACCUUGGGUUCCAAGUUCCGUUACAGUGGCCGGACACAGGCCCAGACCAGAAGAGCCAGCGCGCUGAUAGAUCGUCCAGCCCCGUACUUCGAGCGCUCGUCCAGCAAACGUUAUACCAUGUCACGCAGCUUGGAUGGAGCGUCAGUGAAUGAAAACCAUGAAAUAUACAUGAAGGAUUCUGUGUCCGCUGCAGAGGUUGGUACUGGCCAGUACAUCACCACAAAGGGCAUGUCUCAGACCAACUUGAUCACCACUGUGACUCCGGAGAAAAAGGCCGAGGAGGAGCGGGACGAGGAGGAGGACAGACGGAAAAAGGCCGAGGAAACCACGCCGGUAGCUGCCGUCCGGCACGAGGGAAAGACGGACAGUGAGCGCACAGACACAGCAGCUGAUGGGGAAACCACCGCUACUGAGAAUAGUCUGAUUAAGCGAAUAAAGGGUGAAAAUGUGUAUGUCAAACAUAGUAAUCUUAUGUUAGAGGAGCUAGAUAAAACCCAAGACGACCUGAUGAAACAUCAGACCAAUAUUAGUGAGCUGAAAAGAACCUUUUUAGAAACCUCCACAGACACUGCCAUCACGAACGAGUGGGAAAAGAGGCUUUCCACCUCCCCCGUGCGACUAGCCGCCCGGCAGGAGGAUGCGCCCAUGAUCGAGCCGCUGGUACCCGAAGAGGGCACAGAGGAUUGGGUUAUUGUAGACAAAGUGCCCACUGAGGUAGCUGAUGGUGAUUCAAAAAAGACUGUGACGUACAAGGUGGUGACCUUGAGCAGUAGAACUGGUGACAUCCCCACCGACCUCUUAGGAUCGAGCACCGUGAAAGUGCAGAGCUUUGAAGAUUUGGCCCAAGAAAUGCACUUGAAGGAAGAGAACAAGCAGAAGAUAUACACUCUCGGAAAGUCCUAUGACACCGUGUCGGGAAAAAUUGUCACGAUGACCGGAAAAGGCAGAGAAGGCGAGAAGGUGCUCUCGCCCUCCACUGUGGAGCGGGGACUGGCCGAGUCCAUAAAGACCCCCCUCGUCCUGGCUGAGUUCGAGGUCCUGGGAGCUGUGGCCGAGGACAGGGCCAGGAGGGGGGCCGAGGUCCACACCCCGAAGCGGAGGCUGUCGGAAUCGCUGGCCCCCAUCAAGGAAGCCGAGUCCCGACGGCAGAGCCCAGAGGACGAUGCUGUGGGGAAAGCCCAGGUGCCCAGGAGGGAUGCCGGCCCGGAGGGCCCGCGACUGGGCCGAGCGGAGCCCGAGGCCGAGGCCUUGAAGGUGGGGCCCUUUGGUCCCCGCAGGAAGAGCCUGUCCGAGUGGAGGUACUCGCAGGAACCAGCCGUCACCGUCGCCACUGCCCGUUAUGUCGUCACCAAGUCGGCCGCAUCCCGAGUCGUGACCAAACAGACCUCUGGCGAAAAGCUCAUGGACGGCUCAGAAAUCCUCAGCUUAUUAGAGUCCGCGAGAAAACCGACAGAGUUCAUAGGCGCGGUCACUUCCACUUCUCAAAGCUGGGUGCAGAAAACAGAAGUCAAGACGGAGUCCAGCGAUAUAGAGACAGAAACAGCCCAGCAACCCCAGCCACCUAGUGUGGAGAAGGUUGUGCAGGAAACGGUGUUGGUGGAGGAGAGACAUGUGAUGAAUGUGCAUGCGAGCGGGGAUGCUUGUUACGCAGCUGGAGAUGACGCAGACACUGCGACCCAGGCAGCACCUGCUGAUGCUUCUGGCGCAAAAGGGAAGGAGGGCUCAGCUCUUACUGAGGGGGCAAAGGAGGAGAAAGGGGAGGUGGCCGAUAAAGUUGUUGUGGAGCAGGACGAAAUGGCCACUGUUUCCUGUGAGCCAGAGGAGGAGCAGAGUGCAGCCGUCCACGUUUCAGAAACUUUGGAACAAAAACCUCAUUUUGAGUCUUCAACUGUGAAGACAGAAACCAUCAGCUUUGGCAGCGUUUCACCAGGAGAAGUAAAGCUAGAAAUUUCUACCAAGGAAGUGCCGGUAGUUCACACAGAAACAAAAACUAUAACGUAUGAAUCAGCACAGGUCGAUCUUGGUGCUGACUUGGAGCCAGGUGUGCUCAUGAGCGCGCAGACCAUCACAUCUGAAACCACCAGCACCACGACCACCACCCACAUCACCAAAACUGUGAAAGGAGGCAUUUCAGAGACGAGGAUUGAGAAGCGAAUCGUCAUCACUGGAGACGCGGACAUUGACCAUGACCAGGCGCUGGCUCAGGCAAUUAAAGAGGCCAAAGAGCAGCAUCCUGACAUGUCAGUGACCAAAGUAGUGGUCCAUAAAGAGACAGAGAUCAGCCCGGAGGAUGGAGAAGACUGAGCCCAGGAAUAACCUAGGCUGCACACGAAGCCAGUUAUGCAAACCAUUAGGAAAAAACAGAGUCUAUAUGGCGUUCCCUCUUCUAACCCACUGACUUGUAUCUGCCCGUGGACAAUUUCAAUCCAGAAGAACUGACUUUGACCAUUUGAUAGACACUGGCAGAGAGAUCUUCCCAUAAUAAAGCAAUCUGAAUCAGCACCACUAAACCAAUAUUGCAUGAAGCAACGAUACAGUUACAAAAAGAGCAGCAUUUUUACUUUUCACACCGUGUCUCCGUUUUCGGCUCCACCUGCACGUUCAUAACCAACGAUAGAAACCGUGAUCUCAUGUAACACAUACAGCAGUCCAUGCCUUUCAUAGCUGAUGAUGAUUAAAGUCUAAACAAAAUUGCAGUUUCUUAGGUGGCAAAUCUUUUGUUUACAGAUCAACAAAGAUUACCCUCAACUGCUAGAAGCUGUCUAGGUCCACUGUGUCAGGUUUUUCCCAGAUUAGAUGUGCCAAUAACCGAGUUUAUUCAGUAAACAACUUGAAUCUUGUUAUUUGUUUCCUCUGGUUUAUUACUCUCACCCAUCAACGGUAAUGACUCUCCAGAAAUAUUUAAUGCUCACAAUCCUGCUUUGUGUAAUCUAAUUUAAUUCGUUAUAAGGUAGUACUGAUUUUAGCAUAUUAAUGUGAUUUCUUCCCUGUCAUCUGCUUUGGUCCGUGUUCAAUCUGGAAAGCUUCCCAGGGUACCCUGACGAGUCCUAAAUAUGUAAAAUGUCAUUAUUUUGGAAAGAAAACCUGUAUUUUUGUUAGUUUACCAUAAUGAUGAAACUUCAGUCCGGGAAAACUCGUUGGGCUUCCGUUGCUUUUGUUUCCUUUCUUCAUUUCUCCUUCCUUGUAUUUUUUUUUUAAUUUUCUUUUUUUACUUGAAAAAAGUGUUUUAUUUCCAAAUCUGGUCCAUAUUUACAAUCUAGUUCAGAGCCAAGCCUUAAACUGUACAGAAUUUCCACUGUAAUUAAACUAUUUAGCAUUGAGUUAUAAAUAGCCUUCAAGAAGAUAUAUUCUCCAUUUCACUGUCAACUGCAUCGCACAGCCCCUGGUGAAUGUAUGUUUCCGCAUAGCAAAAUAAAAAUGGUCAAUGCAUUUAAA
Capra hircus (goat) is the source of this 4673-nucleotide messenger RNA. It is a transcript of the gene EPB41L3, whose product is annotated as erythrocyte membrane protein band 4.1 like 3. Lineage: Eukaryota; Metazoa; Chordata; Mammalia; Artiodactyla; Bovidae. Gene Ontology annotation, molecular function: structural molecule activity; actin binding. Bases 36 to 3542 code for a protein of 1168 amino acids. The record is from RefSeq and is a predicted model, not a curated record. Gene Ontology annotation, biological process: cortical actin cytoskeleton organization. The transcript has 23 exons. Gene Ontology annotation, cellular component: cytoskeleton; plasma membrane.